Messenger RNA from Stylophora pistillata, 4483 nucleotides. RefSeq lists its product as uncharacterized. Gene Ontology annotation, molecular function: protein binding; GTP binding. Lineage: Eukaryota; Metazoa; Cnidaria; Anthozoa; Scleractinia; Pocilloporidae. The record is from RefSeq and is a predicted model, not a curated record.
CCGAGAAAUGGCUACGCAGUUUCGAGCAUAUUCGGUGAAUUUCAAAACAAGUAACUCUUUGUGAUCUUCAAGGAAUAUAAAGUGAAACAACAUGAGCGAGAACACUGGCGUCCUGGAGUUGCGUUGUUUCGGGCAGUCAUUUCAGUUAGGAAUGCUGUACGACUAUCGUAGUCACCAACCUGUAACAGAGUCAACGUUGUGGGAAUCUGACACCGUUGAGAAUAUCUCCUCCUCAUGCAUUUCCCCUCAUUCUAAAAACGAAGUCUUCACAAGUGGCAACGUGGAAGAGAUGGCAAAGGUUUUCGGUAUCGAUUCUAACUUUAGAUUGAGUUUAAUGACAGGAUUGGUCAACCCAUCUGGAAUUGGAAAGUUCAUUAUCCAUGGGGAUCCCCCAAAGAGGGACAAUCUGGUUCGCAUUAUUCUCAAGUAUGAAACCACAUCAAGAUUUGAAGAACUUAGCAUGGAUCAAGCAAGGAAAGAGCCGUACAGAGACCUAUGCUCAGAGAUGACAGCUACGCAUUUUGUAUCACGCAUAGAAUAUGGCAGAGAAGCAAUUUUCGUUUUCGACAGAAGAGUGGACGAAGACGAAACAUUUGCCGAUGUCGAAGCCGACCUAAAGUUUGCUGUUGACUCAUUAUCCCAAGUUGCGGUGGAAAGUGAUGUACAUGCAUCAGACCUGAUAGACGAGGAAGAACUGAGUAAACUGCUUUGCACCUUUUAUGGAGAUAUAAACCAGGCCAGUUCCACCAGUGGUAUGAGUUAUGAAGAUGCCGUGCGGACCUACAGUGAACUCCAGAAAGACGUAGAGAGCUGCCUGAAAGAAGUUCCCAAAAAGGUUUGGCUCCAACCAUUGAGCACUUUGGACUCGCAAUGGGUACAGCAAGGGCGUGUAAUUAGCCCUCCUGUAACUGAAGCAUUGGAAAGUAUCUUGGAAAAUUUCAACGAGUUCGAAACGUAUCUAUCUGGCCUCGUCGAUAAUAAGACAUGCUCUACCUUUCCUGUCCUCAAACAGCGGAUCUCUAGAUGUGGAAGAGCGGUUUCUAGGUACAAAAAGAAUCUACUCAAGACAUUUUCAGAUCUGUUGCCAGUGGUGCGAGGUGGUGAUGAAGCCGAGGAGGUCCUUACCGACGUCCUUAACAUGGUCGCAUCAUCUCCGUUUCAUCACGACGGGCUCUCGUCUUGGAAGAGUGGCAUGGAAAAGGAGAUGAAACUGCUAUCGACAUAUUUAGAAUUCUUUAAAGGAAUCCAACUGGUAUCGUCCUCCAUCGAUCUCGAAGGUAUGGUAAAUUCCUUAGAGUAUGACCAAGUUGUUUGCUUUUCCGUGAUGACGGCUGGGAGCCAGGAUGUGCUGGUUGAACAGAUGUAUAACUUCCUCCGAACUGGCAGUUGGAAAUCAGAGUAAAUCGAUGUGCAACCGUGUUAUGAGAAUCAGGACAUCAUCAAGAUUGGCAAGUCUAAAGCACUAAAUUUUAGGGACUUCGUGAAGGAGAAUGAAAAUGAUGAAAGCGCCAAGUUCAUUUUCACCAACGUCCAAAAAGGUACAGGGCAAGCACUUGUCGACAUCCAGUUGUUUGAAGCUGGCAAGCCAACCAAGUUUGAGCCCCCUGGUAGACCAGGAAAGCCUUAUGCAACAAAGACGAAUUCCUCUAGCAUUACUAUUGGAUGGAAAGAAUCACCACACGGAGGAGAGUUUGUUGAAAUGUACGCAGUCCACUUUAAAACAGCAACAAGUGGUCCAAGCACAGAUUGGACCUCUCUUCAGACUGUAGGGUCCCAGACCGUUACUACAGUAGAUGGAUUAGACGCCGAAACCCCAUAAUUGUUCAAAGUGAACUGCGUGAGCAAAGCUGGCCGUAACGCCUGCAGCGACAUCAGUGACAUUGUUGUUACUGAGGAUCCUGCAGCUGAGAUCGAAGCCGGAAACUCUCCAUAUGAGUCAGACCAACACCAGCAUCAUCAGGACGACCCACUGUUUGGCUCGCAAAGUCAGCAUGAAACCUUUGGUUUACAAAAGAAAUCGACAGCAACUGCGUCUGCCGUUACUGGUGAGAAAGUAGCCAGUGAAAAUAAUCCAUUACACAUUUCGGAACGAAGAAAUACCACCCCCGGAGGAGUUUCAUUUUUCGUCAUUUAUCGUUUAGCUGAGUCUUGGAUGUCUACUUCCAAGAAAAUAACGAGUGGGUCACCAUCAGUUUCUAAGCUUCCGAAGAGAUAAACAAUGAGACGGGAGAAUAGCAUGAUUGCCAGACAAGUUAUCGGUAGGCCUAAACGCGGAUUGGGACCGCUUGUGGAGAAAGUUCUUAUGGUGGUUGGAGCUACAGGGGCUGGUAAAACGACUCUGAUCAACGGUAUGGUAAACUACAUAUUGGGCGUAGAGUGGAAAGAUGACUUCAGGUAUAAGCUCAUCGUAGAGGAUAGCGGACUAUCGCAAGCCAACAGUCAGACGAAGAACAUUACAGCCUACACCUUUUAUCCCAUGGAAGGCUCCUCAAUUCCUUACAAAUUUACUAUCAUUGACACUCCCGGUUUUGGCGAUACAGAAGGAUUAAAGAGAGACAAAAUCAUCACCAAUCAGAUAAAGGAAUUUUUCUCAAUACCUCCACCAAAUGGUAUUGAUCAUUUGGACGGUAUUGGAUUUGUAACUCAAGCCUCUCUUGCUCGUCUCACUCCGCCACAGGAAUACAUCUUUGAUUCAGUCCUCUCCAUAUUUGGAAAUGACGUUUCCAAGAACAUAUUCAUGAUGCUCACCUUUGCAGAUGGCCAACAUCCUCCUGUUCUGGAUGCCAUUAAGAAGGCAAAUAUUCCGUGUGACAAGUAUUUCAAAUUUAACAACUCGGCGCUCUUUGCAGAAAAUACAGAAACAGAGGAGGGUUUCGAUGCUAUGUUUUGGAAGAUGGGUUUUCGUUCGUUUCAAAACUUCUUCACUCAGUUUGCAAAAUCGGAAAGCGUAAGCCUUCGCCUUACCAAAGAGGUAUUGAAAGAGCGAGACCAGCUACAAAACUUAUUUGAACGCCUAAAUCCACAAAUCACCAUGGGUCUCAACAAGAUAGAAGAGAUGCGACAAGAAGAGCUUAUCCUCCAAUAUCACGAAAAGGAGAUCGAAACAAACAAAGAGUUCGUGUACACAGUCGAUGUAACUAAGCCGCAUCAGGUUGACUUAAAAGGUACUGGGAGACACACCACAACCUGUCUUCGUUGCAACUACACCUGUCACAAGGACUGUGCAAUCGCAGAUGACCGUGAGAAAAGGGGAUGUUUGGCCAUGGAUGGGAGUGGUAACUGUACAGUCUGUACAGUCAAGUGUAAUUGGUCAGAGCACAGAAAUCUUCCUUACCUGAUUGAAUUCGAAACGGUGACCGAGACAAGAACAUCAGAUGAUCUAAAGAAGAAGUACGAAACCGCUGUUUCAGGAAAAUCUAAGGUACAAGGUAUGAUUGCUCAACUAGAAGAUUUCCUGCAGGAUGUGCAUUCACGCGUUAUGACCAUGAUUUACCAAGCUCAGCAAAGUCUUUACCGCCUAGAUGAAAUUGCCCUCAAACCGAAUCCACUAACUCAAGUUCAAUACCUGGAGCUGCUUAUUGAAUCUGAGAAAAAUGAAGCCAAACCUGGUUGGAGACAGCGGGUGGAAUAUUACGAAGAGGCCAAGCGUCAAGCUGAAAUUUUGUCCAAAGUCAAAGAUGUCGCUGCAGUUGAAUAGGAAAUCCAAAACAAGGCUCGGAAAGGCGACAGAUGGUAUCAUAAAUUUAAGUUCUGGUAAACCUAUCAGCGACAAAGCGAAGGACAGUUCCUCAGUGCGUACCCAAGCAACUAGCCACAAGCGAAACCUAAUUCCGUUUUUCUUCAAAGUUUUUAUGUAUUCAGAGACAUAUUGCAGAACUGUCGUUUCUGGACUUAUUUUUGUUGCUAUACUUAGUAAGUACGAAUAUUUAGUAAAUACCUCAAGUUAGAUCUAAUUUGCAUAAAUCCAUUAUUCCUGCGAGUCUUUCGGUAAGAGCCAAUCGAACUUAUCAAUACUGUGCAUUGUUCACAUAUGCAUCUAUGGUGCAUGUGUGCCUUGUAAGAAAUAGGGAGCAAGAUAUUUCAAGCCUUUAGUAUUGACCAUUCCUGAGAAAUCAUUGGUUUUUGUAGGAAACGAGAGGCUUCGUAACUACCGUUGACAAUUUGUUGUUUUUAUAAUUGAGUAGAUGUAAUCUAGUCUUCUAGUACUUUAGAUCAAGGGAUACUUUUUAAGUGUAGUUCCUUUGAUUAGUUUCAUUUAAAGAAUUUCAUCGUCGUCACGGUUGAUAAAACCUGUAUUAGUGAUCUAUAAGAGGCUAUGUGUACUCAAGUAAAUUAUAUAUACUUGUGAAAAGCGUUUCUAAAGGUUUGAACCCGCGUUACUUAUUCCAGUAAACAUUAGUUUUAGACUUUCCUCGUUGAUCGAUAGAGUUUGCAUAUCCUGGACGAAAAGGAAGGUAGAGGCCAGAGUUUGUCAUUGAUCUCA